Dictyostelium purpureum is the source of this 3054-nucleotide messenger RNA. Its product is annotated as P-type ATPase. Gene Ontology annotation, cellular component: plasma membrane. The record is from RefSeq and is a predicted model, not a curated record. The coding region runs from base 1 to 3054 and encodes 1017 amino acids. The transcript has 2 exons. Lineage: Eukaryota; Evosea; Eumycetozoa; Dictyosteliales; Dictyosteliaceae. Gene Ontology annotation, biological process: proton export across plasma membrane; regulation of intracellular pH. Gene Ontology annotation, molecular function: ATP binding; P-type proton-exporting transporter activity; ATP hydrolysis activity.
AUGGAUAAUAAUAAUAAUAACAAUCCAGUUGAUCCUCACAGUAAAGGAAAUUCAAAUACUGAUGAGGGUGUUGAAUUGGAUAGAAUAGCUCAAGAUUCAAAUAUCAAUCUCCCAGCAAGCGACCCAGCUGUUCGUAGAGAUGAAACCUCAUUACCAAUGGAUAGUGUUGAACAAUCCACCAAAACUAUUUCAGGUUAUCCAAGCUCAAGCGAUAAAGAUAGUAAUAGUAAGAAAGAAGAUGAAAAUUAUAAUUUUAGAUCAACAUGGGUACCAAAACUUCAACAAGAACUUUUUGAAAAUCCAGAAGUUUUAGAAUCAAGAAGAACCAAACAAAGAGCUACUAAUUAUAGAAGAACUCUUGAAAGAGAAAAAGAAGGUAUUAAACCAUUAGAUAAUAUCUUUGAAGAAUUAAAAGUUAAUGCAAAUGGUUUGACUAAAGCCGAAGCUCAAAAAAGAAUGGAAGAAGUUGGUCCAAAUGCAAUUCCAGAUGUUAAAAGAUAUCCAAUUUUAGAAUUUCUUUAUUUUAUGUGGAAUCCAUUAUCAUGGACUAUGGAAGUUGCCGCUAUUGUUUCAAUUGCUCUUUUAGAUUGGGUAGAUUUCAUUUUAAUUUGUGCUUUACUUUUAUUAAAUGCCACUAUUGGUUUUAUUGAAGAACAUACUGCUGGUAAUGCAGUUGAAGCUUUAAAGAACUCUUUAGUUAGUCAAGUUCGUACUAUGCGUGACGGUCAAUGGGAAAUGAUUCCAUCACCAGAUGUUGUACCAGGUGAUGUUAUCAUGUUAAAGAUUGGUGCCGUCGUUCCAGCCGAUUGUAGAGUUUUAGAAGCCGAACAAGUUAAAAUCGAUCAAUCCUCAUUAACUGGUGAAUCCCUUCCAGUUAACAAGAAAGUUGGUGAUGAAGUUUACUCUGGUUCAUCAAUGAAACAAGGUGAAGCUAAAUGUGUUGUCACUGCCACUGGUGUAAAUACUUUCUUUGGUCGUGCUGCCCAUCUUGUACAAGAAACUGAAGGUCAUGGUCAUCUUCAAGUCAUUCUUAGAAACAUUGGUCUCUUCUGUAUUUUCUUCAUUGCCAUUUGGGUACUCAUUGAAUUAUUAGUUGUAUUCCUUGGUCGUGGUGGUUAUUGUCAUGGUGUUGGUGAAGGUAGAUGUUCACCAUUAAACAAUGCCCUCGUUUUAUUAGUUGGUGGUAUUCCAAUUGCUAUGCCAACUGUUUUAUCAGUUACUAUGGCUAUUGGUGCUACUCAACUCUCAAAGAAGAAGGCUAUUGUAUCUCGUUUAGCCUCCAUUGAAGAAUUAGCUGCUAUGGAUAUUCUCUGUUCAGAUAAAACUGGUACUCUUACUCUUAACAUUCUUACUGUUGAUGAACCAAUCUGUUUUGGUGACUCUAAACCAGAGGAUGUUGUUUUCAUUUCUUACUUGGCUUGUUCUGAAGGUGAUGAUCAAGAUGCCAUUGAUAAAGCCAUUACAAAUUAUUGUCAUGAAAAAUAUCCAAAUGCUGACUAUGCCAACCAUCAAGUAUCAAAACAUUAUCCAUUCAAUCCAGAAGAUAAAAAAGCUAUGGGUCUUGUAAACGGUCCAAACGGUAAAACUUUCAAAGCCUCCAAAGGUGCCCCACAAAUUAUCCUUCGUGAAUCUGACAACUACAAAGAAAUCGGUGAAGCUGUUGAAAAGGAAAUCGAAAAUCUCGCUGAUCGUGGUUAUCGUGCUCUUGGUGCUUCAAUUUCAUACGAUGCCCCAGACUUCAAAACAUGGCACUUUUUAGGUUUAAUUCCAUUAUUUGAUCCACCACGUCACGAUACUGAAGAUACUAUCAAACGUGCUCUUGAAAUGGGUGUUAGUGUUAAAAUGAUUACUGGUGAUCAAUUGGCUAUUGCUAAAGAAACUGCAAGACGUCUUGGUAUGGGUGGUAAUCUCUUUACUAUUCCAUAUUUAGAAAACAAUGAUCUCGGUGUCUCUGAAGGUGAAGUUAUUGAAAUGGCUGAUGGUUUCGCAGAAAUGUGGCCAGAACAUAAAUACAAGGUCGUUGAACAACUUCAAAAGAGAAAGCAUGUUGUCGGUAUGACUGGUGAUGGUGUAAAUGAUGCACCAGCCUUAAAGAAAGCUCAAAUUGGUAUUGCUGUAGCCGGUGCUACUGAUGCUGCUCGUUCUGUCUCUGAUAUCGUCCUUACCUCAUCUGGUCUUUCAGUUAUCAUUGAUGCUAUUAUUUGCUCUCGUAAGAUUUUCCAACGUAUGAGAAAUUACGUUAUCUACUCUGUCUCUGCUACUGUCCGUAUCUGUUGUACUUUUGGUAUCCUCACCAUCGGUUGGGGUUUCAUGUUCCCAACUAUUGCCACUGUUAUCAUUGCAAUUUUGAAUGAUGGUACUAUGCUUACAAUUGCUAAAGAUCGUGUAAAACCAAGAAAUGAACCUGAUGAAUGGAAUCUUUUCGAAGUAUUCACUAUGGCUCUUUGUUAUGGUUUCUAUUUAGUCGGUUCAACUAUUGUAUUCUUUGCAAUCAUCAACAACACUACCUGGUUCCAAGAUCACAUCAACUUACGUUACCUCCACGACUCUGAAAUUCGUGGUAUCAUUUAUCUCCAAGUUUCAAUUUCUGGUUUAGCUACUAUUUUCGUUUCACGUUCUCAAGGUUUCUCAUACUUUGAACGUCCAGGUUUCUUUGUUAUCUUUGCUUUCUGUCUCUCCCAAGUUGUUGCUACCUUUAUUGGUGUUUACGGUCUCAGAGCUUAUCCACAUACUUGUUCCUAUUUAGAAGUAGAUGAUCCUAAAUAUGCAGACUGUGAGAAAUUCGAAACCAAUUUAAGAGGUGCCGGUUGGGGUUGGGCUGUUUGUGCUUGGAUUUGGUCAUUCUUAUGGUACAUCCCAAUGGAUUUCAUCAAACUUGGUGUCACCUUUGCUCUUCGUGGUAAGAUUCAACCAAUCAAUAGAGGUGCCCUUCGUAAGAUUUACAAAUGGUUUGGUAAAGAUCUUCCAAAAGAAGAACCACAAGCUGCUGUUAAAAAAGAAAAACCAGCUUUUGUUUUCCCACCAGAAACUACUCAUCACAAAUCAAAUCAUUAA